Uloborus diversus is the source of this 10101-nucleotide messenger RNA. RefSeq lists its product as uncharacterized. NCBI's taxonomy places the organism in Eukaryota, Metazoa, Arthropoda, Arachnida, Araneae, Uloboridae. The transcript is spliced from 3 exons. Gene Ontology annotation, biological process: regulation of transcription by RNA polymerase II. Gene Ontology annotation, cellular component: chromosome. The record is from RefSeq and is a predicted model, not a curated record. Bases 286 to 6723 code for a protein of 2145 amino acids. Gene Ontology annotation, molecular function: chromatin insulator sequence binding.
UCAGGAGAGUCGGUGACUCUCGUCGGUUUCGCGUCACGUGACCUCCUCUCUUUGCACAGAUAGGUCGGAUGAUGGCGUGAACCUCACUUGCCCGGAGUUCGCUGAAGACGUCGGUAAAGCUGAAUGCUUGGAUGAUGAGUGACCACUGAUUAGAUAUUUUUUUGAUGUUGAAUAACUCCAUUGACGAUGCAUUAUUGUCUUCAAUUCAGUUUACAGAUUUAACUACAAUAACUGCAUGCUUUAUCUCAUCUUUCUGUAUGAACUUGUGAAGAGCAUGAUCCAAAAAUGCCAGGUGUAGGAAGAUAUCACUGUAAAUCUUGCCGUUAUGUUGCUAAUAAUCGUCGCAUGUUAGCUAGGCAUGUUGCACUAAUCCAUUGUGAAAAAGUAUUCAAAUGUCCAGUAUGUCCGUUUGUGACUCGGUAUGCUGCUAAUUGGUACCGACACAAACGGUCUCUUCAUGGUAUUAAUAAAGAUACAACUUGUGAAGCAUGUGGUUUUUUUGCAAACAGCAUUCCGGAGCUUGCCCAACACAAAGAAGAGGCUCAUCCUGAACUGCCCCAAGUUGAAAAGAAUGCAAGGAAACAUGCUGAAGAGAGACCCAAGUUGAAUUCCGAAUUCUCAAAAGCAGAUGUAGACCUAGUCAAAAAAGACGUUGUCAACUGUAAUGCAACCAAAGAAGAUGGAUAUAGAGUAGAAAAUGGCCAAAAUCUUGACGAGAAGUCAUCCCCAAGUGAAUCUGUUUCAUCUUCAUUACCAGUCAAUGGCUUUUAUGAUUCAGGGGUAGCAGGAAGUUUUAGCGGUAAUGCAGGUAAAACUGUGCGUGCGGCUGUUACUAUGAAUGAUACAAGUGCUUCUGGCAAUCUACGACCUCUAAGAGUCAAAAGAAGCUAUAGCUGUGACAGAUGUGGUCUCUUAACCAAUAAUCCUAGAGAAUUUUUAUAUCAUCUGAAAAGCAUUCAUGGAGAAAAAUUAAGCAUUCAUGAAUGUAAAUACUGUGUCUAUGCUUCAAAACAUGUACAGAAAUUACAGCGCCACUGCAAUUUAGUUCACAGGCAACAGUUGGCAAAGGAUCCAGAGUACCAGAAGCAGUUAGAAGCUGCUAAAGAAAAGAGGUCAAAGCCUGAAAUGAUAGCUUUGCCUCUUUCUACAGCAAGUGAGAAAUAUCUGCAUUUACCCAAAGUUACCAAUAAACCUGCUUUGAAAAUCAGACCAAAUCCAGCCGUGUUAAAGUGUUCUGCGUGUCCAUAUCAAACAAGAAAUAAAAAUCUCUUGUUGCAUCACGAAAAAACUGCUCAUUUUAAGAAACGAUUUUAUCGCUGUCUUCAGUGUGGCUACGUGACAAACGAAAAAGGACGUUACACAAAACAUAUAAAAUACCAUAGUCUUCCUAAAAUGCAAUGUGAGUACUGUUUUUUUAAAACAGCAUAUAAGUGGAAUAUGGACAGACACAUGAAAAACCAUGAAGAUAAUGCGGACGGUGAAUUCCGAUGCAACCUCUGCAAUUUUACAACUUCAACAAAACAGUCAUUCAAAGCACAUGUCACAAAUCAUCAUGAUCCCUCAGCUGAUGAUGUUGCUGAUCAAGAAAUAGAAAUGGAUGGCCCCAAUGAAUCAUCCGAUUGGGAAGAUCUAGAUUUUGAUGAAGCAGAGACAUCUAACAUGCAGAUGGAUGACAAUGCCUCAUACGAUUGCUAUGAUUUUCCUGAUGCAAGAGAAACUCCUGAUAUGGUAUGGAAAGAUGGAAAAGCAUAUCAAAAGACUCUGAAAUGUAAAAGUUGUGACUUUAAAGCUGCUUGGCCCUUUGAGAUGAAAAAGCAUGAAGAGACUCACAAGGGGCAAAAGAAGCAUCAUUGCCCCCUUUGUGGAAUGCGUUUUGAACAUAUAGCAUGGCUAACUAAACAUCUUAGAAGAGUUCAUCGAGAAAGCAGCCAAGCAAAAAAUAUAGCUGCUGCCUUUGACCUCUUGAAGCCCAAUCGCAGGCGACCAGGCAAAGAGUAUGCUACUGAUGCAGUAUUGCCAAUGUUUCAAGAUGUUUUGAAACAAAAUACGAAAUCUUCCCCCGAGCCAAGUAAACCCUCUAUGCUUUCAUCCUUAUUGAAAAAGCCUUUACAUACUUUUUCAUCUACUGUAAAUCGUUAUAGCUCAUUAAAGUCCAAGGUUUACAAUUCAUCUCAAAAUGCACUGAGACAGACAAAAUUACCAUCUUAUUAUGAAAAGCCAGGUGCUGAAGAAUCAUAUGAAGCUACGGGUUUCAAAUCAAAAUCUGUUCCUACUUGCAAUGUGUGUGGAUAUAAGACAAGGUGGAUUUCUGAAUUACAGAGACACAUGAGGGUUCAUUCUCAGGAAAAACCAUUCCAAUGCCCCAAGUGCAAGUAUCACUGUAAAUGGAAGGGGGACUUGAAUCGUCAUCUCAUGAAAUAUCAUGGUAUCAAAGUACCUACUCCUGGUAAAAAGCAAAAUAUUCCCAAAAUAAAAUUCAAAACAUCAAGUAACUCCCCUAGUCCUGUCAAUGAUUGGCAAAGCAACAGUCAAGAGAAGAGGUCUGAAUUUUCAACAUCUACCCCUUUGCGCAAGGAUCAAGAGUCACCUUUAGAUUUGACUCUCGGAAAGGAAACUUUCCCUCAUCCUCAUCAUAAUGAAAGUGUGUAUGAUGCUUAUGACUUCGAUUCCCAGUCGGCUUUGGAUUCAGAUGUCGUGGACGUGGUUUCUGUGGACGAUUCCAACCCUGCUAGUCGGUACUCACCUUUUAAAUCUCCUCUUGCUCAUCUGAGAGAAUCUUCAAAUCUAUCCGAUGAUUCCUCAAAUGCUGGAGGAAGACGUAAAUACCGGUGCCCAUUCUGCACGUUUGAAACGACCACAGCUUCACGUUUUCAUGUUCACAUUGUGCAGCAUUACAACAGACGUCCAUUCAUGUGCUCUGUGUGCGGAUACAAUUCUAACUGGGAGUGGGACAUAACGAAGCACAUCCGCUUGAAGGGUUGCCGGGACAAAUCACACAACAAAGCAUGUGUCCUGUUAACUGAUGAAAGUGGUAAAAGAAACUAUGAAAAGUAUGACAAAUAUUUAACUGAUAUUGACCAAGACAAACCUUGUGAACCACCACCAGUGAGACUGCCAGAAGUUAAUGAUAUUUCAGAGAAUAUUAAAUACAAUACAGGUCCUCCAACCUUCAAUAACGCUAUCAACAAGAGUUGCAGCUAUGACUUCCGGAAUAUAGGUUCAAAUUUUGAAGAACCUCAAGAUAUGCCCGAAAAUAUUGUAGUCACACCUGACAUUGAUUUAUCAGAGCCUCUUGAUAUGCUUGAAAACCAGAGUGACAUGCUGCAGAUCAAUUUAACGGAAGGUUCUUUUCAAGAAAAUUCUAAUGAAGCCAAGCAAUUCUAUUGCAAACAUUGCAAUUUUAAACAUUCUACAAAGAGAGUUGUUGUUAGCCAUCUAUCUAUACACGCUGGUAUAAAGCCAUUCCGUUGCCGAGCCUGUGGUAUAUCCUCAAAUUGGCGACAUGUUAUUGUGAGGCAUGUGAAAGACGCUCACAAUGGUUACAUGAAUGAAGUAGAAGACAGAAUUAAUUUUGUCCAAGAAGGUUAUUCUCUUCGUUUGACGUCAAUCAAUGCUGGAGAUUCGGCAGCGAUUCAACCAGGUAGGGAAAUGCCCCAUUCAGAACAAUUUGGCUGCAAAAUUUGCCCCUACAAAUGUGAUAAAGAAUUCUACAUGAAAUUCCAUAUGAAGCAGCAUAGGCCAAGAGAAGGUGCAGUUUUCAAAUGCGAAUUCUGUCCCUACUUUGUAAAAUUCAAGAAAACUCUUGUUAGACACUUAAAAUUGCAUAACGUUCCAUCUAUGGAUGAUGGACCACCAAAUACAGAAGUUUCCUAUAUGAAUGAUAGCAGUUUUUCAAGUCAACCGAUUCUUUAUCAGAAUGACAUGUAUGACUUCUAUGAAAAUGGCCAAAAUGAUUCUGCAGAAGAUGAUUCCAUCGUAAUUUCUUUCGACAAACUCAAUCAGUCUGAUCAAGUUGAACAGACUUCGCCUCCAAAAAUCAAAAGACAUGUUUGCGAACAUUGUCCGUAUAAGACUGACAACAAGACUCAGUACCUUUAUCAUAAGCAAUUUCACCGACCAAAUCCUUCAGCCCCUUUCAAAUGCAGUAUUUGUACAUAUUGGGCCACUAUGCAGCACCUGCUAACUCAACACAUGAAGGUACAUUCCGAUGCAGAUGCCAGCGCAGAGUCCGAACCAAGUCACAAACCUGAAAGUGUGAAAGAGCCAUCUCCACCUUCAGAAGAAGAACCUUUGGACUCUCCAGAGAAAGAUGAUCUUGAUGAGAAAAUAUGUGUUGUUUAUGUUAAACGAGGAGACUUGAUUGUGAAGAUGUUCAAGUGUCAAUUUUGUCCUAUGAUGAAUAAGAAGAAAGCAAAUGUUAGGGUCCACCAAAAGAUGCACGGUGUCAUUGUCAACGAUGGGAAGUUUGCAUGUACGUACUGUAACUAUCAAUGUCUAAACCAAGGUGGAUUGACAAAUCACAUUAAAGUGCACCAGAAAGUACCGGAGAAGCAAGUGGAGCAAUCCGAAUUAGAAGCCGAUAAUGUGAAAAACGUGCCAGAGCCUGCUCCACUUGUGGAGGAAAAUAGAAAAGGGUAUACUUACUUCUGCAUGAAGUGCCCUGCCGUUUUCAAAAGUGCUGCGGACCUUCAGAUUCAUUCGAAAUUCCAUGGAGCUACACUGCCAUUCCCUUGCCCCGACUGUGAUUACCAUGCACGACACCGACCCCACUUGUCAAAGCAUAUGACUGUUCAUGGAGCAGAAUACAAGGCCAAAAGAGCUGCUGCGGAGAGCCAGAACUCCGACCAUGCUAAAACUCAGGUCAAUGAUUCUAUUGUUUAUAGGAAUGUCAAUGUGAAGAAAGUCGAUCAGAUGUUACUUCUCGAGGCCUCGGAAAUGAGAAAGGCAUUCCGCCAGAAAGAUGCCAUAACCCAUAAUCUUCAUAAGUGUGUCCUUUGUCCUUCUGUUUUCUUCAAAACUACCACCCUUGCAUAUCACAUAUCACUUCACGGCAGUGACGGAGAGUUUAAAUGUUCACAGUGUGAUUAUGCGGUCAGUAGGUCAAGCAAUUUAACAUGUCACUCUCAAGUGCAUCCGAAAAAAGCUCCUGUCAAGCGCCCACUCAAAACCUUCCCGUGCACUAAAUGCCCUGCCGUGUUCUACAAACAAGAUAGAUAUGAUCGUCAUCAGCUCCUGCACGGACAGAAUUACAAAUUCCGGUGCGAGCAUUGCGAUUAUUCUGUACGGUUUGCUGCAAAUUUGAUAAAACACAGAAAUCUGCAUACAGCAAAGAAAGAUGCUGAAAAUGCAGAAGUUUCUGUUACUCCUACUUAUACCAGUGCUUCACAAAAUGCUCAGCCUUUGAUUGACAAUGCUAACUUCCAGAACACGGGGGAAAAGAAAACCGUUUUCAUCUGUGAUCGAUGUCCGUAUUUCCAAACCAGAAAGGAUGCUGUCCAAAGUCAUCAAAGGCGGCAUUGGCUGGAGGAUGGUUUCAAGUGUCCAUAUUGUGAUUACAGUUCUAUGCAAAGUAGUUUCCUGCAAAAUCAUAUAAAGAUUCACAUACAACCUAGUCAAAUAUUCCCCCCUCAUGCCUUUAUAAAAUUUGAGUCCUUUAAGAUAUAUUGCAGGGAUGAAGGAAAUGAAACUCUCCUGUUUGAUGAUGAAGACAUGAAGAGUGAAGAAUGUGAUGAACCAGAUGAAGAAAGUGAAACUGAAAUCCCUAAAAAGCAAAAACUAGUAAAAUUUUCUCAUUCUUCAAAAUCUGAAAACAGUUUAGAUUCUCACUCAACAGAUUUUUCAAAAAAGAAGAAAAUUUCAGUUCUUUCUUCGAAAUAUGAUGAUAAUAGCUUAGAUUCUAAUUCAUCAGAAUCGUCAAAAAGGAAAAGAUCCUCUAAUAUUUGCUCUAAAUCUGACGAUAACAGCCUGGAUUCAGUUUCAUCAGAGUUUUUAAAGAGAAAAAAGUUUUCUAAUGACAUUUUAAAAUGUGAUGAAAAUAGCUAUGACUCGAUUUCAUCCAAUAAUUCAAAAGUGCCUGUAGUGGUUUUAUCGGAUAUUUUUGGCAACAAAAAGGGCCUUAAAAAAUUGAAUCAGCUAAAAUUUCCCAAGUAUAACUCUAAUAAGAGUGUUGAAUCUCCUAAAUCAAGCACUAAAGAUUCCACGGGUAGCUUAGUUCUUAAGAUAAAAUUGAAAAGUUGUCUUGUAAAUAAGCAUGAGAAAACUAUGUAUAGUGUGACAAGUUCUUGUGAAAGGAAACCUCCAAAGGUCACAGAAAGUUGCCCCGCAUCUGCCGAAAAUACAAAUGAUUCUUACCCAGACGUGCUUUUCGGAGACUCCAAACGAACAGAUAGUACCUCACCUGUUGACAUCGAAGAAAAUACGCUCACAAGUACUUCUGGGGUUAGUGAUACUUUGAGGGCAGCGGAUGAGGUCGAUGACAUGAUAGAUUCCAUUGCUGGACCAGAGACUGAUGAUUUGCUGUUGUCUAAUCCUUUAAAUGAUGUGAGUGAUGUGAAAUCCGAUGACUCUUUCUCAAAUGAUACAGUUCCUGUAGUGAUAGGUGAAAUUUGUGAAAAGUUAGGAAGUUUAGGUGAUAUCUCUUUCAAGGAUGAAUUGUCCUUGAGCACUGGUACUUGUUCAAACUCUCUAACAAAUGGACUAUUACCCGAAGAAAUUAAGAUAUGAUGUGUAAAUAGACCAAAGAUUCAAUUUUUAUAUGUUGUGUUUCAUUUUUUAAGAAAUUCAUACACUUCUAAUCUGUGUUCAUUUGUAAAUACUUAUUUAAUAUCUUUUUAAAUCUGUUGUAUCUGUAGAAGUGUUCUGACAACUAGUUUGAAAUUGCUGAAAUUUUGUAUUUAAUUUAUUUUGCUUCUUUUAAUGUGAUUGCUGUAAUCCUUUUGUGCCAGACAAAUUUAACACAUAAAAUUGAAUGUUCAAGAUUAAAAUUAAUUUUUCUUAAAUUCUUCUUUCUUUCUAAAUUUCAAAAGGCAGUAAUUUUUGCUUUUUAUAAUGGUUUCAAAAUAGUUGAGAAGAAACAUAGGGCAAUGUAAAAUAAUAUAUAUUUUUUUAAUCGGUUGAAUAGGCCAUAAAUGGACAUUUAAAAAGUUUGAAAAACAUUUAAGUGUGAGAGUUACAGAGAAUUUCACAAACAGAAAGAAAGUUUCAUUUGCUGAAGUUGUCUUAAAUUUCAAAUAUCUAUGAUCUUAAGCUCCUUUUAAUACUGUGCUAUUAGGUAGUACUUAAAUAAAAUUUAAUGGAAUGUAAUUUUUUUAAUGUUGUAACUUAUAAGAAGUAAUUAGUUAAUUUUAUUGAUUGUCUCAAAAAUUGCCUUUUUUUUCUCGUGAAGCAAAAAUUUUUAACAGUAAUUGAUAUAGAACAAUUCGCGUAAAUGAUCAAAUUAUUACGAAUCUAAAAUAUUAAUCAUGUUUAACAGUUAAUUCUGUUAUCUAAAGUCUAUUAGUUUCAUUUGCUUUAAUUUUGAGUGUAGCAUCAUAGGUAUUGCUAAAUGUUUUCAGUUUCAAAAUAACCUGUUGAGUGCAGCAGGGUAUAACAUCUUUCAACCCACCAUAAAUGAGCUUGUCCAAGGUCAAAUGUCUUUUAUCAAAGCCAGUAUUACUCUUAUUUUAAAUGAUUUGCCAAAUGAAGCAGGAAGUUUAAUUAAAAUGUCAUCAAAAUAAUGAUUUAAACUAUACAUAGUGCAGUUUCUAAAUGUAUUAUGCUAAGUAGAACAAUUUAAAAACAUAAUUUAUAGUCUACAAUUUAUUAUUUAUAGUCUACAAACUUGCUUACGCAUGUUUCUGUUUCGCUGUUAUUAAAAACCCAUUUUCCACAACAAAAAUUAUGUGAACUUAUGAAUGAAAUAACAUCGGACCAAAGUCUGGAUCUGACAUUUCGUCGGAUGUCUUUUCAUCCAAAGAGGGAUUCCUUGCAUUCCUAAAACAUAUGUAAGCAACUUUGCAGUACUAUUUUGUGUUUUAAGUAUUGUUUUGCUUUUAUAUUUUGCAUAAAAAUGUUAUGUUUGUUAAGUGUUAUCCAAAUCAGAAUAUAUUAAGCAAGCAUAAAAACCACAUUUCUUCCUUGAGAAAAAAUCUUGCUUCUUUUUGUCACGGGGCUGUUAAGUGAUUAAUUCCACAAUAAGUAGUUUUCACCCCAUAAAAAUAAAACUUGUGAUGAAAAACAAUUUAGCCCUUUUUUGUAUUUUGCAAUUCAAGUAAACUAUAGAAGAUGCUGGUCUCCAGCCAAUGCUAAUGAAAGAGGUAAAACCAAGACCGAAUGAGACAUCAGUCUUUUCUGUGCAAAAGUGAAAUGUUUUACUUCUUAGGCUAAUUUCUUAAAACACCACAAGGUGGCCUAUACAAGCUCUAGAGCUGUCAGUUAAUAAUUCAGCCUCUGAAUUAUUUUAUCUUGAAACUUUUUUACUCAUUUUAGCAGAAAUGUGAGCUGUGUUAGCACUAGGUCAUGAUUAAAACUAAAGCCAAUAUUUAAGACCAAAAUUUUUUACCUUAGCAGAAGAAAAAUGUAUUUAAAAACAGAAGGUUGAGAAAGAAAGGUAUUCCCUCAAUUGGCCAGGUAGUACUAUGGCGUGAACCGAUUUUUAAAAAAUAACUGGUAUCCCAGAGUUCCUGACGAUAUUUUUUCCCAGAGCUAUAAUAAAUAAGAGUACUGUCUAGCAUCAUUUUUUAACAAGAAAGCAAAACAUAUGCAGCAUUUUUUCAAAUAAAAUUACUAUGCAAUUUGGUCAACGGUGAAACAAAGCAUGACACACACACAUACUUAUUCUAAGGAAAUAAGUAAUGAGCAAAGAAUUUAAAAACUUUUUAAACAACUGGGUGUAAACUUUUUUUUUGGGGGGGGGGGUACUUUCUGGCAAUCCUCGUUUGUGGUCUAAACUGCGUUCAGGAGAAAGAUACGACUAGAUGUUAACAAAGAAAUGUGCCAUUUGGCAACUUUAAUGACGUAUUUAGCUUGGAGAAGAACAAAUUGUUGCCAGGCUGACAGCUCCUUUUUUUUUUUCUUAUUCCAGAGAAAAUCCCUAAAAGUAUUAAACCUUCUGGCAACCAGCUUGUUUCUUUUCAGUCUAUCUUUUCUGUGAACUGAAUAUAGAUUAAAUAUGAAAUUAGACUGCUUACAAGUGAGCACUGUAUGCAUUAAAAUACGCUUAGUUAAACCAAAUUUUAUUUUGAAAAAAAAAAAAAAAUCAUACUUUAAUAAAAAUACAUUUUUAGUUAUAAUUUUUUUUUUUUGGCAUCAAAUAACUUGUUUUUGUUUAAAGUGAAAAAAUUUUAACUAUAUUUAUAUUUAAUUUGUUUAAAAAAGUGAUUUUUUUGUUUAAGAAAUCUCAGUUCUGAUAAAAAGUAAAUCACAUUGAAUAUUAAUGCACUGUUUUAUAAAAACUGUCUUUUUUUUUUUUUUUUUCAAAAAAUGUGAUAUUUGAUGUUAUUGAUUGUUCUGUAUCUUUUUCUAAUCUACUUUUACAGAAUAAAUAUAAUGUGAUAUAUUAUUUAUAUAAUUGAACUUUAUCAUACAAAGGCAAUAUCAUCUAUUUAGCUUGACAAAACAGUUUCAUAAUGAUAAAUCUAAAGAGAUUAAGGAUUACAUAAAUUUAGUACAAAAAUUUCAAAAAAACAUGUAGUGAGAUUUCAUAGUUUGUUCUUUCAUUUUUUAUCUUUGAAAUCAUGUAUGAAUAUUUGUUUUCUUUCUGUUGAUCCACCAUGUACCUUAGCCAACAUUUCUGCCUCAUUAGUGUCAUAUAAAUGAAGGAAUAUAUUAAAUUUCUUUUUAAAAAAUUGUUUCUUUUGGUGUGCUUCAAAAACAAAAGUUCAUUACUUAAAAUGCAAACAAAUAAAAGGAUUCGUUGGAGAAUAGCACUAACUGAAAAUGUUCAUGUUUAAACUUGCUCAACAGCAGAAUGUUUGUCUAAAUAUGAAGCUUUAUUGAUAUUUUGUUCAUUACUAAUUGUUCUUUGAAAAAAAUGGAAGUAAAUCCUAUUUUUUAUUACCUACAACCAAAAUGAAUGAGACAAAGCAAUCAAAUGUAUUAAAAUGUUUAUAAAUGCCAUUUUUA